AUGUUGCAAUUCCAAUCUAUGAGGUUGUUGAGCUUGGUAGUUCCUCUGAACUUGCUCUUUGCCGUCUUUGGCAAGCGAGUGGAAGCAACAGACAACAAAGAAGAGCUGGACCUGACUCUCACUCUUGCCCCACCCGGACAAAGCUCCAUUGUACAAUCUGCUGAAAAGAAGGUUUACAUCCCAGAAAAAGGUACGGAGGGGUACAAUUAUAACAACAAGAGUGUGGACAGACUCAAACGUCAAUCGGCGGCUAUCCGAAAAGGAGUACGGGAGCAUUUUGCAAGAAAAAGACAGAAGACCAUAAAUGCCGUUGAAGAGUAUUUGAAACAACAGAAGCAUAAAAAGGCUUUUUUGUCUUAG
This is a messenger RNA of Meira miltonrushii, 360 nucleotides long. RefSeq lists its product as uncharacterized. The transcript has a single exon. The coding region runs from base 1 to 360 and encodes 119 amino acids. The record is from RefSeq and is a predicted model, not a curated record. Lineage: Eukaryota; Fungi; Basidiomycota; Exobasidiomycetes; Exobasidiales; Brachybasidiaceae.